AUGGCGGAUCUUAUGUUUUCAAUGGGCCAGACCAAGGGCAAGAAAAAGACUGCCAAGAAGGUCAAGGAUACCAAAGCUGCCAUGAAGGAUGUUACCAUCACAGAAACGGUCGAGACUAACGAGCGCAAAGCACAGCACUCCCGUGAAAUUGAAUCCAAGGAGGUAGCUCGCGAGCAGAAGAAGAAAAACAUGGAUGUGACAGUUACAGAAACAGUCGAGACUAAUGAGCGCAAAGCACAGCACUCUCGUGAAAUUGAAUCCAAGGAGGUUGCUCGUGCACAGAAGAAGAAAAACAUGGAUGUCACCAUCACUGAGACAGUUGAAGGUGAUGUUCGUAAGGAUCAACACAACCGUGAGAUCCAGUCGAAGGAGACUGCUCGUGCACAGAAGAAGAAGAACAUGGAUGUCACCAUCACCGAUACAGUUGAAGGCGAUGUUCGUAAAGAUCAACACAACCGUGAAAUCAAGUCUAAGGAGACUGCUCGCAACCAGAUCAAGGAGAACACCAACUUCGAUAUGGCCCGUUCCCUCUUUGGAGGUGGUGGUGGUGGUGAAGAGGAAGAAGAAGAGGAGGAGGAAGAGGAGCAGGCUGAGGAGCCCGAGGAGCAGGCGGAGGAGCAGGAAGAAGAGUAA
Seminavis robusta is the source of this 633-nucleotide messenger RNA. The record is from the annotation of a GenBank genome assembly. NCBI's taxonomy places the organism in Eukaryota, Bacillariophyta, Bacillariophyceae, Naviculales, Naviculaceae.